CGGGCCCGGGGUUGGUGUUUGUAAACUUGCCUCGGUCCCGACGCGGGCAGCGGCGGCCGCGGGCUUGGCACGGGGUGCCUGGGGCCUGGAGGGGGCGCCGCGCGGCGGAGGAGACGACGGGAGGCCGCGCCGGGCAGGUUUCUGGAACAGACCUAGAGCUUCACCAAGAGAAUUCAACUUGGAAACCAAGACUGGUAGACUCUCGUUUCUUCCGACAAGAGGCAGAAGUCAGAGAGAGACUGCAGAUUCUUGGGACACCUGUUUUCCUUUUGGAGGACACCGAGUUCUUUGAGAAGACAGUUCUCAAUAUGGCAAAGGAACUGAAGGAACGGGGAGGAGCCGUUACUGUGAUUUGGUGACGGUUCUUCAGACAACCAGUGUCUUAAGGAAAACUGGGACAGAGAACUUCUGAACUUUUGGGGUUCGUUAAGUGAGAAGUCAGCAUGGCUCAGGUAAAAAGCUCUCGAGUCCUCCUUCAAGACCGUUCACUGGGAAGCCUCUUUGCAGUGUCACCCUUGAAUUCUGCCUUAGCCAACAGUAUUGACCAUCCCCAGUGAGCCGAGCUCUGUAUUAAGCGCCAGGGGGAGAUCUAGAGGAAGGAAAGGAGACAGGCCACAGCCCCUGCCUUCAGGGAGCUUCCAGUCAAAUGAAGGAGGAAUUUUAUUGAGCUCCUGUUACAUGCACGGCAUUGUGUUUGGAAUACAAAGAUGAAUAAGAUUGCCCUUGUCCCCAGCAAGUCUUCUGGCUUGUGAAGGCCUAGCAGGUGUGAGUUUGGUUCCCACUGCAGCCAGCAAGAAGAUGAUGCUGAGCCAGAUUGCCAGCAAGCAGGCUGAAAACGGCGAACGGGCAGGUAGCCCUGAUGUGCUGAGGUGCUCCAGUCAGAUGGACUGUAAGCCUAGAUUUGAUUUGUCUUCAAAGGGCCACCGAAAAGACAGUGAUAAAUCCCGCAACCGCAAAGAGGAUGACAGCUUGGCUGAGGCCUCUCAUUCAAAAAAGACUGUUAAAAAGGUGGUGGUAGUGGAACAAAAUGGCUCUUUUCAAGUAAAGAUUCCCAAAAAUUUUAUUUGUGAACACUGCUUUGGAGCCUUUCGGAGCAGUUACCACCUCAAGAGGCACGUCCUUAUCCACACUGGUGAGAAACCAUUUGAGUGUGAUGUCUGUGAUAUGCGUUUCAUCCAGAAGUACCAUCUCGAACGCCACAAGCGGGUACACAGUGGCGAAAAGCCUUACCAGUGUGAACGAUGUCAUCAGUGUUUUUCUCGGACAGACCGACUACUCAGACACAAACGGAUGUGCCAAGGAUGCCAGUCCAAGACUUCUGAUGGGCAGUUUUCUCUAUAGGCACGAGGGGUCCUAGGUGGUGGGAAGUGCUGAGGAAAGUCUCUGGAAGAGCAUAGCCCUGUGUUCUGGUGGUCCCACCACCGCUCCCUCUGAACCUGUCCCCCUUCCUAGAGGACCGGCCCCAGGUUAGCAGAAGAGCGUCUGAGGACAUCGGCUCCAAAGCCCCAACUCUGUAACCAGUCUGAGACUAUUGAGUAUCCCAGAGACACCUGCAGCAUUCCUGGGCAAGGGAGCUGGUCCCUAAACCUCAGCUGAGGUGAGGUGGGGACUCAAAGGUGCAGGACCAAGACUGAAAUGUUCCCACAACCUUGGACUGGAACUGGCAGCUAAAAUGGAAAGGACCGGGGAGGGGGUUUUGUUUGUUCUGUUUUUGUUUAUCCAAAAGCAAUUUAAACAGGUAAACCGGGGAUACAGGUAAUGUGGAGGGGACAGUCCUGAAGCACAGCAAGGACUGUGGCUGGUCUGGCCGUGUCUGUCACCACAGUCCCUUGGUGUUCCACAGCCCGCCCUUCCUCUUUGAAAGCAAAUAGGACAGGGGCUGGCAGCUGGGCUUCCUUGGACUUCUUAUACACUGUGAAGACAAAAGGAGAAACUGGGAAGGACAGACGUGGGCUGGACAAGAAGCGUAGGCAUACCUUUUCUUAUCUCCUCAAGAAGAGCGGUGUUAUGUCACGGGUGUUCCCAUGGUUUGUGCGGCACUGGGGCCUGAUGGGAUCAGCUCAAGUGCCUUGUGGAGGACUUGGGUGCGGUAGCCCAUUUGGCUCUUAUUUCUGGGAAGUUGGUCUUGGUUGUGGUUUGUGGCUACCUCGCUUGUCCUUGACUCCAGAACCCAGGCACAGUUGAGCCAGGGGGUUGUGGGUGUCAGAGUGGGCUGUCCUUUUGUGCCCUCUUAGAACAAGGAUAGUCCAAAGUUUUGUUAACUAUGAGAAAAACAGAAAUUGUGACAGUCCUUAUGUGACUUGUGUGAUGGAGCCCUCUCCCUGCCAGAAUCCUCUGCUUGUUCAAGUAGAGGAGAUGGAGGUCUGGUCUGGUCUGGUCUGGUCUGGUCUUCAGUCUCAGAGAACCGACCAUGACUCACUCCUGAUAGCAUCCCUGCAGAGUGGUGGUGGGGCGGGGGGAUACUUCAGAGGAAGGAUUGCAGGAAGACACCUAAUGUCUGCUUUAUUCUUGACCUUACUCUGUUACAACACCCUUCUAUCUUGUCUACCCCUGGAAAGGUGAUUGGAUUAGUGUGUGUGUCUGAUUUGUGAAUGCUUGUGUUUCUUUGCUUGGAAGGGAUGAAAAUUGUUGACUGAAAUUUAUUCAGCCACCAACGUGAAGGACGUCUGCCUCCCGGAGCUUGCUGAGAACAAGGGAACAGAGGGGCUUGUUUCAGAAGAAUGUUGAGGGGUUUUCUCAUUGUUGUUAGGUUGACUUAACAGUGUACUGAUCGGGGUGUUUCUAAGCCAGGGCUUCUGAACAUGUAUUUUCUAAAGUGAGAUAACUUCUGCUAAAGAAAGGAUUCUUAAGGGAGACCUUGGGGUUUCAUUGAGCACUACAGGACCCCUGAGGCCUACUUCCGGUGUAGUCAUUGGGUUACACCUGAGCACAUAACUCCAGCUGUGGGUAGGAAUCUGAGCUGGCGGCCUCCAGGAAGAAGUUUUGACUUGCAAAUGAGAGCCAGGCAGCAACCUACCUUAAGACCUCUUCCAGUGUAUUGGGAGAUGGUCCGCCACAACUUAAGGGGAGAAGGGAGAAUGUCUCAGCCUUCAGCUUUCCUCUGAUAGCACCUGAGAGGAGGUCUGAAGAGGACGCACUGCUCUGUGUUCUGGCUUCCUGCUGUCCCUCUAACGUGCUGUAGAGCCUGCGCCUCUGACCUUUGUCUGCCGUGUGGCCCCUGGGCAUCCAUGUUCGUGAUGCACAGACCCUUUGCUGUUAGAGGGUUCUGCUGGGCUGGGGUUUUUCUGUCACUCAACUCUGGGAAAGAGGAUACGUUGAGAAAGAUAUCCUCCCAGAAAUGCUUUUGAAAGUGGAAUCCCUCCCUGCCACUCGUAGAUGAUCUGUUUGUGCUGAAAGUUGGCAGAGUGACCCAUGCCUCUGCAGGUAUGAAUGUGUGUCCUGGGUCAGAGCAGGCCCUGCAGACAGUGGCGUCCUGCCUAGGUGGGAGCUGAGAGAAGUGAGAGAGAACUGGAUGUGUACAGACAGCCCACCCAGAACCACACUGCCAAGGCCAGGUGUGAGAGGCUCAGAAGCUGGCAGUGGGUAAGGACAGACAGGCUCUGGGGUGGAGAGUAAUACAACAGCCGAGGGCCUGAGCGGGAGCCACAUCUCUACCCCGGGGGAAUGCACAGACAGCUGCAAAGGCUCCUGAGCCUGAUGCCCCCCUCUGCUGGGGUGGGUUGUUAGCACUGGACAGAUGUCUCAGGUGUGUGUAGAAGGGGAAAUGAGAAGGUGGGUGCUCAGACAUCAGAAUGUGGAUGUGGGGUUGGUGGGGAGAGUAAUGCCGGUCCUCGGGUGGACUCCUGCACCAGGCCGUCCCAUCCCGCCCUUGCUGGUGCCUGCCCUUCCGAUCCGUCCCCGACAGCCUCUUGUCAUUUAGCUACUGAUUGUACUUCAUGGCUUGACAUAGAGGGUUAGAGGAGUGGGGUGACCACACUUUGAGCCCUCUCCCCAGGUUCCUUCUGCCCCUGCUGUGGCCCUGGGCUUUUAUCUUCAAUUCCCCUCCUACCAUGCUCCAUUUUUUUUUUUAAAUAUACUUAUUUUGCUAUGGGGGAGGGGAACUAUCAAAUGGACAAGAUUACUUUUAAUGUAGUUUUUAUAAGAUGUUAUAAACUUGUAUCUUUUUACCAUUAAAGUGCAGUGUAUGUUCCUUCGUGACAUAUUUAGGAUAUUUAAAUAAAAAGGACAGCGCUUUUCUACA
This is a messenger RNA of Mus caroli (Ryukyu mouse), 4240 nucleotides long. RefSeq names its product zinc finger protein 740 (gene Znf740). The record is from RefSeq and is a predicted model, not a curated record. NCBI's taxonomy places the organism in Eukaryota, Metazoa, Chordata, Mammalia, Rodentia, Muridae. Gene Ontology annotation, molecular function: RNA polymerase II cis-regulatory region sequence-specific DNA binding; DNA-binding transcription factor activity, RNA polymerase II-specific. Gene Ontology annotation, cellular component: nucleus. Gene Ontology annotation, biological process: regulation of transcription by RNA polymerase II.